Suricata suricatta (meerkat) is the source of this 1965-nucleotide messenger RNA. RefSeq names its product glutamate-cysteine ligase modifier subunit (gene GCLM). Gene Ontology annotation, cellular component: glutamate-cysteine ligase complex. Gene Ontology annotation, molecular function: enzyme regulator activity; glutamate-cysteine ligase catalytic subunit binding. The record is from RefSeq and is a predicted model, not a curated record. The transcript is spliced from 8 exons. The coding region runs from base 1 to 858 and encodes 285 amino acids. Gene Ontology annotation, biological process: glutathione biosynthetic process. NCBI's taxonomy places the organism in Eukaryota, Metazoa, Chordata, Mammalia, Carnivora, Herpestidae.
AUGGACUCGGGCAAAAAUGUCAGAGAAGAACUAGGAGGCAUGAACCUUCUCCCCAUCCUAAGGCUCAUCAUCUCAGAGUCACUGUCUUCCUCCAUCUCCUCCUCCUCCUCCUUUGCACUCUGCAUUUGGCUGGGUGCCAAGAUGCAGCCUCCAGUAUCACUUCGAGAUUGUAUCCAAAAGACCUUGAAUGAGUGGAGUUCCCAAAUCAGCCCUGAUUUGAUCAGGGAGUUUCCAGAUGUCUUGGAAUGUACUGUACCUCAUGCAGUAGAAAAGAUAAAUCCUGAUGAAAGAGAAGAAAUGAAAGUUUCUGCAAAACUGUUCAUUGUAGGAUCAAACUCUUCAUCAUCAACAAGAAAUGCAGUUGACAUGGCCUGUUCAGUCCUUGGAGUUGCACAGCUGGAUUCCGUGAUCAUUGCUUCACCUCCUAUUGAAGAUGGAGUUAAUCUCUCCUUGGAGCAUUUGCAACCUUACUGGGAGGAAUUAGAAAACUUGGUUCAGAGCAAAAAGAUUGUUGCAAUAGGUACCUCUGAUCUAGACAAAACACAGUUGGAACAGCUCUAUCAGUGGGCACAGGUAAAACCAAAUAGUAACCAAGUUAAUCUCGCCUCUUGCUGUGUGAUGCCACCUGAUUUGACUGCAUUUGCUAAACAAUUUGACAUACAACUAUUGACUCAUAAUGAUCCAAAAGAACUGCUUUCUGAAGCCAGUUUCCAAAAAGCUCUUCAGGAAAGCAUCCCUGACAUUCAAGCACAAGACUGGGUGCCCCUGUGGCUACUGCGGUAUUCCGUCAUUGUGAAAAGUAGAGGAAUUAUCAAAUCAAAAGGCUACAUCUUACAAGCUAAAAGAAGGGGUUCUUAACUACAACUUGGGAUCAUAACCUACUUACUAACUUGUCGUUUCCUUGAAUAUAAGAUAAAAUUGAGAUGUAUUAAAACCUGGGUACUUCCUGUAAAUGCUGUUGUGGAGGCCGACAUUCUUCAGUUAUAUCUGACAUGUGACCUGUCAAGCUUUGAAUGUUUCUCUUGCCUCCAUACAGUUCACUCACUCGAACCACUGUAUUGUUUUCAUUAAACUAUUGUUUUUUAAUUGAAAUUGCCUAUAAAGAAAAUACUUGCAAUAUAUUUUUCCUUUAUUUUUAUGACUAACAGAAAUCAAGAAAAUUUGUUGUUAGAUAUAUUUUAGGCCUACUCAUCAGGGUAAUGUAUAUACAUAUUUUUUAUUUCCAAAAAUUAAUUAAUGGCUUCUUAUUCUAUAGUAUAAGCAAUUAUAAUUGUUAAGAUUUGAAAUACUGGAAGAUAUUUUUUUUCUGUUAUUAAUAAGAUUAUAUCCAGAGUAACUGGAGUAGCUGGGAUCUACUAGUAGUGUAAAUAAAAGUCAUUUCUUCAGUAUAUGAAUGGAAACGUAAACUUUACAUGUCCUUGCUUGUAUUUACCUAUAAUGAUUUAAUCAUGCGUUCCUGUGCCAUAUUUUCCAUGCAAUGAUUUCCAAGACAAACCAAAGUAAAUCUGAAAGAAGGAGACUAGAAACUUUGAAAUUAUUGUUUGGGGUUUUAUAAAAACAAAUAUUAUCAUCUCCAGAUUCUUUGUAAUUCUUGGUUCAUCCUUAAUAUUUUGGUAUUCAAGAAUAUUUAAUAAGUUUUGAGUGUUUACCAUGUGCUGGGCAAUGUGGGCUGUGAGGAAGGGGGAGAACAAGGAUUCAGAAUCAAUUGAGUAAAAUAUGUAAUAUUUGUCCCCCACUAAUAAUCGACUAGGAGGUACUAAAAGCCAGAAAAGGAGUGAAAAAAAUCUUUAAUUCAGGGUCAACAUUGUCUGUUUAGACAACUUUUUUGAGAUACAGUCUUAACUAUUUAAAAGCAAAAUGGUAUAAUCCAAACUUUAGAGCUAGAAGAGGCUAUAGAUUAUGUAUUGUAAUUCCUCAUUAGCUUAAGCACCAGAAAAUAGCAAAUAAAUAAGCCAUGGCCUUUGA